Messenger RNA from Paracoccidioides brasiliensis Pb18, 2055 nucleotides. RefSeq lists its product as uncharacterized. Gene Ontology annotation, biological process: RNA 3'-end processing. The record is from RefSeq and is a predicted model, not a curated record. The transcript has 3 exons. Gene Ontology annotation, cellular component: nucleolus; TRAMP complex. Gene Ontology annotation, molecular function: mRNA binding; poly(A) RNA polymerase activity. Bases 1 to 2055 code for a protein of 684 amino acids.
AUGUCCCCCGCGUUUGAGUUUCGUGGGAAUAGGCAAGGCGGAAACCACCGCCAGCAGCCCGAAUUUACGUUUCGAUCCCGGUUCCCCAAAACCUCAGCGAGACCUCUAUUGUUGAUGUUGCAAAGGGAAACAACGCCUGAAUUUCUAGGAGGCUCACAGAGCGAAGAACAGAAGCCAAGAAAGUUUAUAGCCUUGGAAGAUUUAAGUGAUAGCGACGAGGCAGAGAUGGAAGUUUCCUCUGCGGACGAGGGUUCCCAUCCUCCUCCACGCAAGAAGCAGGCUAUCGAAUCAAACACAGGGCCUGUCGCACAGGUUCCCAAGUGGUCGAAUCCAGAUCCUUACACUGUCCUGCCCCCCUAUGAUGAGAAUCCUGCUAAGAGAAGAGACGUCGUCAAAUUGAUCCGCAAGGCAAGGAUACAACAGUCUGUGGACCAGCCAAAACCUGAAGAGAAAAAUGCUGUUGUGUCGAAUGAUGAUUUUAUCUCCUUUGGCCUCGAUGAUAUAGAAAUGGAUGUCCCCCCUGAAAAUGCACCUCGGGGACCGAAAAGCUCGAUGAACCAGGAUGGUGACCCUGCUCUUGGUAGCAGAAAACGAACUUACGACGAUGAAAUCACAGGCCCGAAUAAACGUCCUGGCAAACCAGGGAAGCCAGACAGGUUUUCCAACUCCGAUGGAUCUAUGCUCCUUAAAUGGCGACCCUUCGAUGACCAAAAUCCCACUCCCUGGGUUGAUUCAGUCUGCCGUUCCACGUUCCAUGUAGGAUGCAGUCUUCACAACGAAAUACUUAGCUUCUACCACUGGGUUAAACCAAAGUCUUUCGAACACCUGAUUAGGAAUGACUUAAUCGUGCGUUUGCAGCGCCUCUUUGAGCGAAGGCAUUAUGGCUCCCAGUUGCACGCUUUUGGUUCAUUCGCGUCUGGCCUCUAUCUUCCAACUGCAGACAUGGAUCUUGUAUUGCUUUCGAGGCAAUUCCUGCGGCAAAAUCGCAAAACUCUUUGCCAGCGGACCCGUGAGAUCUACUCUUUUACAGCAUAUCUCAAAGACCUUGAUAUUGCCGUGCCCGGAUCCAUCGAAACCAUUGCUCAUGCGAAGGUCCCAAUCAUAAAAUUCGUAGAUAGGCUUACCGGCUUGAAAGUGGAUUUGUCUUUCGACAAUUCUACUGGAUUAGCAGCGAACAAAACAUUCCAGGUUUGGAAAUCUCAAUUUCCUGCUAUGCCUGUCAUUGUUUCAGUCAUAAAGCAGUUUUUGCUGCUUCGUGGCCUCAAUGAGGUACCUACUGGCGGUUUAGGUGGCUUUUCAAUCAUUUGUCUGGUUACUAGUCUUCUCCAACACCUCCCGUAUAGCGGUGCAGAGCCGAACCUUGGUGGUGUUCUCAUGGACUUCUUUGAUUUCUAUGGUAAUAAAUUUAACUUCAGCGCAGUUGGCAUACAAUUUGAUCCUCCUGGCUACUUUGAUAAGAAACUCCUUGGGGUCUAUCUAGCAAAUCGGCAGCAAAGACUUUCAAUUAUGGACCCUAACAAUCCUGAUAAUGACAUUGCAGGGGGUACAAAGGAGAUUCAAUUAAUAUUCAGAACCUUUGCGGAUGCAUAUCGAACUCUCAGGCAAGAGUUAGUGCAAACAGCGUUCUCAGGGACUCGCAGAGAUAGCCUCCUCGGGUUGAUUCUCGGCGCCAAUUAUGAAACAUACGAACACCAACGCGCACAUUUGGAUGUUCUGUGUAAGAAUGAUCCUCGAUUUGCGCAUUAUGUCCAACCCCCUCCACCUAAUAAUCCGCCACCAGAAGAGCCUGCGGCUCCUCCCUCCCCUCCCCCAGUCGAUGCGGACAUUUUGACUGCGAAAGGAAACGAACAAGAAGAUUCGUCACAAGGCCUCAAGCUCUCCAGAAAGAAGUCAGUGGCAUUUGAUCGUGCCGCCCGACUCAAGCAACUCCGACCUGACUUGAAACAUGUUCCGAAAUUUCUGGAUCUCGAUGCAGCUCUGAAGCUGGGAGGCUAUUCAUCGAUUUCAGAAAUGGAUCGUGACUUGUAUCUAAGGGAAAAGGCGCUUCUAGGGUGA